This is a messenger RNA of Molossus molossus (Pallas's mastiff bat), 1750 nucleotides long. RefSeq names its product actin related protein 6 (gene ACTR6). The record is from RefSeq and is a predicted model, not a curated record. Lineage: Eukaryota; Metazoa; Chordata; Mammalia; Chiroptera; Molossidae. Gene Ontology annotation, cellular component: Swr1 complex. Gene Ontology annotation, molecular function: nucleosome binding. Bases 84 to 1274 code for a protein of 396 amino acids. The transcript is spliced from 11 exons.
CCACCCAUGCAAACCAUAGAGUGCCGGAAGAAAAUGUGAGAAGUGUCCGAAAGAGGAGGAAACGGCGUUGUUUCGUGCUAAAAAUGACGACAUUAGUGUUGGAUAACGGAGCCUACAACGCCAAAAUCGGCUACAGCCAUGCAAAUGUCUCGGUUAUUCCUAACUGUCAGUUCAGGUCAAAAACAGCACGUCUUAAAACUUUUACUGCUAACCAGAUAGAUGAAAUAAAGGACCCUUCUGGACUCUUUUACAUCCUUCCUUUUCAAAAGGGUUACUUGGUGAAUUGGGAUGUUCAAAGACAAGUUUGGGAUUACCUUUUUGGAAAAGAAAUGUAUCAGGUUGAUUUUAUAGAUACUAAUAUUAUUAUCACAGAACCAUAUUUUAACUUCACUUCAAUUCAAGAAUCAAUGAAUGAAAUCUUAUUUGAAGAAUAUCAGUUCCAAGCAGUAUUAAGAGUAAAUGCUGGAGCUCUCAGUGCACAUAGAUAUUUCCGAGAUAAUCCUUCUGAAUUAUGCUGUAUUAUUGUAGACAGUGGAUACUCCUUUACACAUAUAGUUCCGUACUGUAGAAGUAAAAAGAAAAAAGAAGCAAUUAUUCGGAUAAAUGUGGGAGGAAAACUCCUAACCAAUCAUCUAAAGGAGAUCAUAUCUUAUAGGCAGUUACAUGUUAUGGAUGAAACACAUGUGAUUAAUCAAGUGAAAGAAGAUGUAUGCUAUGUGUCUCAGGAUUUUUAUAGAGAUAUGGAUAUUGCCAAGUUGAAAGGAGAAGAAAAUACAGUCAUGAUAGACUAUGUUUUGCCUGACUUUAGUACAAUUAAAAAGGGCUUUUGUAAGCCAAGAGAAGAGAUGGUGUUAAGUGGAAAAUAUAAAUCUGGGGAACAAAUUCUUCGUCUGGCCAAUGAAAGAUUUGCUGUUCCAGAAAUACUCUUUAAUCCUUCUGAUAUAGGCAUUCAAGAAAUGGGAAUUCCAGAAGCGAUUGUCUAUUCAAUUCAGAAUUUACCUGAAGAAAUGCAGCCACAUUUUUUUAAGAACAUUGUUUUGACAGGAGGGAAUUCCCUUUUCCCAGGAUUUAGGGAUCGGGUUUACUCAGAAGUUCGAUGUCUCACUCCAACAGAUUAUGAUGUUUCUGUUGUGCUGCCUGAAAACCCUAUUACUUAUGCCUGGGAAGGUGGAAAACUGAUAUCAGAGAAUGACGAUUUUGAAGAUAUGGUGGUAACAAGAGAAGAUUAUGAAGAAAAUGGACAUAGCGUCUGUGAAGAGAAAUUUGAUAUUUAAGAAACAUUUCUCAAUGAAGGUUUUUACUGGUUGUGACAAAGUUUUCAUUUAAAUGUGCUUUUUAAAGAAGUUUAAGGACCUGUGCUACCUUUUAAGAUAAAGACUUGAACUUAUGUAAAUACUUUGAUCCAUGCAGCUAAUUUUCAAAGGGUUCUCAGCUAGGUUAUUAAGUAAACUGUAACUCAGCCCAUAUUUUCACUUAGGAGCUAGACCACUGUAACAAUGCUUAUGCUGUUUCUGAGAGUAGGUUUCCUUUUCAUUAGAAGAUGAAAGAGUGAAUGCAUUUUAAGUUUAAUUCUUCAUAGCUGAAAGCAGAAACUUAACUGUCUCACUGGUAAGUUUUCUGUGGAAGGUAGUUUUGUGUGACUGUGACUAGGAAUUGGCCAAGUGUUCCCAGUCUGGUAUGAUUUCUCUCUUUUAGAAUCAAGUAUUUUACUUUAAAGUUGUCAUUUUUAUUUAUAUAUACUAAAGUUGGA